UUAUUAAUAGUAUUCAAGGUUGUGGCCGGAUUUCUGGAAGGGGAGAAAUUGGAUCAGAUAUUUAAAGUUGGGUUCAUUCAUAAUUUUAUGAAUUCGAAUUUUGUUAGUAUCGAACGAGAGAUGUGUUACAUAAAACCAAUACGGACUCAAGUAUUAAAAGUUCAAUAUAUUUCGAAAGAGACAACAUAGUAGCCUUUGAUGCAUCUUUUCCGCUGUCAAUUCAAACUACUCGUCAAAUCAUAAAGAAACUGCAUCAAGGCAAAUAUAGUAAAUUUUUUGCAGUCUUUCUUCACAUCUUUGUGUAAUUGGGGAUUCUUUUCGAUUCGGGAUUUUUGAUUGAGAUGUGAAAUUAAUAAAUCAAACGUGGUUAAUCAUAUUUGGGGAUAUGAAUAUAUUGUGAUAUUAUAUGGCCGCAGCACACAUACAAUUAACUCAUUGAACAUUGCGUCUCACAAUAUAAAUAUUAAAAAGGCGCACCAUUUUAGUUCAGUUUGAAUCGAUCGACGAGUUGUGAACUAGAUUUGGACUUUGCGUGCAUUCAGUGGUCAAAAUGAAUAAAUUGAUGAUUUUGUGUACGAUUUUUGCUCUGAUUUUUGGUGCAUCCGAAAAUUUUGCCGAUGCAGUAAAGUUCGGAGAUUGUGGAUCGAAAAGCGGUAAAUUGGCGAGCAUCAGGGUUUCUGAUUGUGAUGUAUCAUCAAAAGUGUGUCUAUUGAAAAGAUUCACAAAUGCAACAAUUGAAUUGGAUUUUGAAUUGGUUGAAGACGUUGUUGUGGAAAAUGUGACAACUGUUGUGCAUGGAAUUUUACUCGAAACAGAAAUUCCAUUUCCAUUGGAGAAUUCAAAUGCCUGUCUGAAUGGAAUUUCUUGCCCAUUGGCAAAAGGACAAACACAUAAAUACGUACAAUCGCUGCCAGUGAAAAUAUACUAUCCACCGGUUCGCGUUACUAUCAAGUUCGAAUUGAAAGAUGUUCAAACCAACAAGACGAUUAUUUGCGUGCUUAUUCCUGCACGUAUUACGUUGCUCUAGUCAAAAAUUGACUUUUGAACUGACUUCAAGUGAUUCAAUUACAAUCAUGUGCAUUUUGUUUGUUUUAUAAAUAAAUUACUGACCAAAAUAAUUGAAUGUACGCAAAUUGCUAGAGUCAAAGUUCGUGUGACUUAUUUAAUAAACUCUAAACAAAACAGUGUACUUUGAACCUGUGUCCAAAUAAAUAGAUUCAAUAUUGUUUUUUUUUUCAAAUCAAAAAAGGUUUAU
Molecule: messenger RNA, 1255 nt
Organism: Sitodiplosis mosellana (orange wheat blossom midge)
Lineage: Eukaryota; Metazoa; Arthropoda; Insecta; Diptera; Cecidomyiidae
Product: NPC intracellular cholesterol transporter 2 homolog a-like
Exons: 4
Coding region: 551-1027 (158 amino acids)
Biological process (GO): sterol transport
Molecular function (GO): sterol binding
Source: RefSeq, a predicted model, not a curated record